This is a messenger RNA of Rattus rattus (black rat), 2096 nucleotides long. RefSeq names its product limb and CNS expressed 1 like (gene Lix1l). Gene Ontology annotation, biological process: autophagosome maturation. Gene Ontology annotation, cellular component: cytoplasm. Lineage: Eukaryota; Metazoa; Chordata; Mammalia; Rodentia; Muridae. The transcript is spliced from 6 exons. The record is from RefSeq and is a predicted model, not a curated record. The coding region runs from base 939 to 1952 and encodes 337 amino acids.
GGGGGAUGGUCAGUCAACAAAAGGAUGUUACAGCGUGUGUGCACGGAUGUCUGCUGGGGACACUUGUUGGAACCCAGCCUUACCUGGACGAAGUACCCUUUCCCAUCUAUGUCCUGAACUUCUCGGUUUGAUAGGUGUCUGUAUGUAUUCUAGCUUGCUCUUUCUGUACAGUGAUAAACACAUUCUACCUUCUCUGACUCCCUUAGUGAAUAGCUGAAAUCAGAAAACAUCCCUGGGUGUAGAAUAGUGAAAAAAGGAAAUCAUUUGGAUCGUAACACUUAAUGUCUAAAUUUCCCUUGCCAUCUAGCCAUUUGAUUUGGGGCAGUGUAUCUAAUCUUUCUGCGCAUCACUUUUCUUGUUCGUAAAAUAAAAAAGGCAAAGCACUAAAGUAUUCUACAUAGCGUGCUCUCAUUAGAAUCAGCAUCAUACUCAGCUUUCACUCCACCACCAAUUGUGUAUGAACUUAGAGACGAGUCACAUCACUUCUCUGAACCGCAUCUACAUCUAGGAAGUAAAGUGAUAGACAAAUGAUACUUAAGCAUCCUCUCCAGCUACAAUUCUAUCCAGCCUUACAUCCAGGCCUAUUUUUCCUUCAAGCCCCGCCCCAGGGGUCUGGCCGGAUUUCUAGCGCUUACCACAGGAUUCCCAAAGAUGCUCAGAAGCUCUCCUUCUUAGACGAUUUAGCCUUGUCUUUUUUCAAUUGGUUCCCGUAGCCUCCGCCUUCCUCAAUCAUUUGCCUAAGGUGGCUUAGGGGCCCACCCCUUUCCUCCCUCUCAACCAGUGAUUGGCAUCGCAUCUGGCUCGUCCCCGCCCUCUCUUGACUGACAGCUGGAUCCCGGCACCGCCCUCAGUCUCCCGGCUCUUGCUCACUGGGGUGGCUGGGACCGUUAGCUGGCCAGGCUGGCAGGCUCCGGGGCCCAGCUCCGCCAGCCGCCGGGAUGGAGACGAUGCGAGCACAGCGGCUGCAGCCCGGCGUAGGUGUCGGCGGGAGAGGCACUCUGCGAGCACUGAGGCCGGGGGUGACCGGGGCCCCAACUAGCGCCGCCACACCCCCCGCAGGCCCGCCGCCCGCCCCCCCGCCCCCCGCCCCGCCCCCGCCGCCGCUGCUUCUGGCUGGGGCCCCCGGGCUGCCCCUGCCCCCCGGCGCUACGGGGAGCCCGGCGGUGCUGCGCGAGGCGGUGGAGGCGGUGGUGAGGAGCUUCGCCAAGCACACGCAGGGCUAUGGUCGAGUGAACGUGGUGGAGGCCCUUCAGGAAUUCUGGCAAAUGAAGCAGUCUCGGGGUGCUGACCUGAAGAACGGGGCUCUGGUGGUGUACGAGAUGGUCCCCUCCAACAGCCCUCCCUAUGUCUGCUAUGUUACUCUGCCUGGGGGGAGUUGCUUCGGGAGUUUCCAGUUUUGCCCCACAAAAGCUGAGGCCCGGCGAAGUGCUGCAAAGAUUGCAUUAAUGAACUCCGUGUUUAAUGAGCAUCCAUCCCGAAGAAUUACUGAUGAAUUUAUUGAGAAGAGUGUCUCAGAGGCCCUGGCAUCUUUCAAUGGUAACAGAGAGGAAGCCGACAACCCAAACACAGGGAUUGGUGCCUUCCGAUUCAUGCUGGAAUCUAACAAGGGCAAGUCAAUGCUGGAAUUCCAGGAGCUGAUGACAGUUUUUCAGCUGCUGCACUGGAAUGGCAGCCUUAAGGCCAUGAGAGAAAGACAGUGCUCUCGACAGGAGGUGUUGGCUCAUUAUUCACAUCGGGCCUUGGAUGAUGACAUUCGCCACCAAAUGGCUUUGGACUGGGUGAGCCGGGAGCAGAGUGUGCCAGGGGCACUGUCAAGAGAGCUGGCUUCCACUGAACGGGAGCUCGAUGAAGCCCGGCUGGCGGGCAAGGAGCUGCGCUUCCACAAGGAGAAGAAAGACAUUCUCAUGCUGGCUGCUGGGCAGUUGGGCACUAUGCAUUCUUCCAGCUGUUAGGAGAAUGGCCAGCCCUGCCCUCUCUCGCCAGGGCUCUUCAGGCCCUUUUUUGUAUGUCUCCUUUUUAAGACGUAGGAUGAUGAUUUCUGUAUAUACUUCCUCAAUUUUAUACUUUAAAAUAGAGAUAUAUAUGUAUAAAUUCUA